Messenger RNA from Pseudozyma hubeiensis SY62, 2310 nucleotides. RefSeq lists its product as hypothetical. Gene Ontology annotation, cellular component: 3-isopropylmalate dehydratase complex. The transcript has a single exon. The coding region runs from base 1 to 2310 and encodes 769 amino acids. Gene Ontology annotation, molecular function: 4 iron, 4 sulfur cluster binding; 3-isopropylmalate dehydratase activity. Lineage: Eukaryota; Fungi; Basidiomycota; Ustilaginomycetes; Ustilaginales; Ustilaginaceae. Gene Ontology annotation, biological process: L-leucine biosynthetic process. The record is from RefSeq and is a predicted model, not a curated record.
AUGGCACCAAAAACGCUCUACGAAAAGAUCUUCGAUUCGCACCUCGUCCACGAGGAGGCUGACGGUACCUGCCUCAUCUACAUCGACCGUCACCUCGUCCACGAGGUCACCUCGCCACAGGCGUUCGAGGGACUUCGCAAUGCCAACCGCAAAGUUCGCAGGACCGACUGCACCCUCGCCACCGUCGAUCACAACAUCCCCACAGCCUCGCGAAAAGCCUACCGCGACACCAAGUCGUUUGUCGAGCAGGCCGAUUCCAGAACCCAAUGUCUGACGCUCGAGGAAAACGUCAAGGCGUUCGGUCUCACCUUCUUUGGUCUUUCGGACAACCGUCAAGGCAUCGUGCACAUCAUCGGUCCCGAGCAAGGCUUCACCCUUCCUGGCGCCACCAUCGUUUGCGGUGACUCGCACACUUCCACACACGGUGCCUUUGGUGCUCUCGCAUUCGGUAUCGGCACUUCCGAGGUCGAGCACGUGCUUGCCACUCAGACGCUCCUCCAGAAGCGUGCCAAGAACAUGCUCAUCCAGGUCGACGGCGAGCUUUCCGAGGGUGUCACUUCGAAAGAUAUCAUCCUCCACAUCAUCGGUCUCAUCGGUACCGCAGGUGGUACUGGCCACGUCAUCGAGUACGCCGGAUCCACCAUCCGAUCGCUCUCCAUGGAGGCUCGCAUGUCGAUCUGCAACAUGUCGAUCGAGGCCGGUGCACGUGCCGGUCUCAUCGCUCCCGACGAGAUCACCUACGAAUACAUCAAGGGCCGCCCUCUCGCACCCAAGCAGGGUGAAGCCUGGGACCAGGCCGUCUCCUACUGGAAGUCCCUUCCUAGCGACGAAGGUGCCAAGUACGACACCGUUAUCAAGAUUGCCGCCAAGGACAUCCCUCCCACCGUCACCUGGGGUACCUCUCCUCAGGACGUCGUCGCCAUCACCGGCACCGUCCCCGACCCCAAGAAGGCGUCCAACGAUGCCGAAGCCAAAGCUUGGACCCGCGCCCUCGAGUACAUGGGCCUUGAAGCAGGCACGCCCAUGGAAAAGAUCAAGAUCGACAAAGUCUUCAUCGGAUCCUGCACCAACGCCCGUAUCGAGGACCUCCGCGCAGCCGCCCGCGUCCUGCACGGACGCAAAGUUGCCGAGGGUCUCUACUGCAUGCUCGUCCCCGGUUCCGGCCUGGUCAAGAAGCAAGCCGAAGCCGAGGGUCUCGACAAGAUCUUCCAGGCGGCUGGAUUCGAUUGGCGCGAGGCCGGUUGUUCCAUGUGUCUGGGUAUGAACCCGGAUCAGCUGGCACCUGGCGAGAGAUGCGCUUCCACCUCGAACCGCAACUUUGAAGGCAGGCAGGGCGCCGGUGGACGAACCCACCUCAUGUCGCCCGCCAUGGCAGCCGCUUGUGCUGUCACCGGAUACCUCACCGAUGUCAGGAAGGUCGUCGGCGAUUCGUCGGCCAAGGUCGGAAACGAAGCUGGAAAACCCGCGUUCGAGAUCCAGGUGUCCGAUGCCAAGUCCUACCUGAUCGACGCCACCCCCGCACCCGCUCCCACCAACAUCCCAGCAGCCUCCACCGAUGAGGACGCCAUCCGCGAUGUCCCGCCCUCCCAGAUCUCCACCGCUGGAGCUGGCAUGGAAAAGUUCACCAAACUCACCGGAAUCGCCGCCCCGCUCGAACGAUCUAACGUCGACACCGACCUCAUCAUCCCCAAGCAGUUCCUCAAGACCAUCAAACGCACUGGUCUCGGGUCCGCGCUCUUCUGGCCCAUCCGCUACGACGCCAAGACGGGCGAGCCCGAUCCGUCCUUCGUGCUCAACCAGUCGCCAUACGAUCAGUCCAAGAUCCUGGUGGUCACCGGUCCCAACUUUGGCUGCGGAAGUUCGCGCGAGCACGCCGCCUGGUCGCUGCUCGACUUUGGCAUCCGCGCCGUGAUCGCAGAGAGCUUCGGUGAUAUCUUCCGCAACAACCUGACCAAGAACGGCCAGCUUCCGGUCACGCUCACCAAACCCCAGAUCGAGAGGCUCACCGUGGACGCCAAGGCCGGCAAGGAGAUCACGGUGGAUCUCGAGAACCAGGUGGUGGUCACCGCCGAUGGUGCCGAGAAGUUCAGCUUCGAAACCCCCGAGUUCACGCGCCACUGCCUGAUCAACGGUCUCGACGAUAUCGCGCUCACGCUGCAGAAGGACGAGGCGAUCGGAAGGUUCGAGGGUAAGAGGAGCACCGAGACGCCUUGGCUGGAUGGAUUUGGGUAUGCGGGCAAGGGUGUCGGAGGCAAGAUCGUCGAUGCUGCCAAGGGGAUGGUCAACAAGGUGGCGGGUACAGAGUGGUGA